This is a messenger RNA of Talaromyces stipitatus ATCC 10500, 843 nucleotides long. RefSeq lists its product as uncharacterized. The record is from RefSeq and is a predicted model, not a curated record. Bases 1 to 453 code for a protein of 150 amino acids. NCBI's taxonomy places the organism in Eukaryota, Fungi, Ascomycota, Eurotiomycetes, Eurotiales, Trichocomaceae. The transcript has 2 exons.
AUGAAUCACGAGAAAAAUGACAAGGAAGAAAAUUUCUUCAUCGCUUCGUGGCCCAAUGAACGAAGAACUCCUACAUACGCGCUUGUCGCUCUACACAAAACCAUCAACAUGAAGUUCUCCGUCGCUGCUGCUGGCCUCUUCUUGGCUGUCUCCUCGUUCGCAAGCGCCCAGGAUACCUCGACCAUCACCACCACCCACACCAUCACUCAGACUGUUAUCCACGCUUCCACCGUUACUGCUUCUAGCAAACCAGUCUCGACUCCUGUUGCGUCGCCUUCUUCCACGCCUGUGCGCUCGCCUUCUAGCAGCGUUGUUUCUCCUACCUCAACCGGUAGCGCCUCGACCACUGGGCCUAAGGUGCCCUUGUCAACCGGUGCCGCCGUGCCAUUGGCAGGCAGUGUUUCUGCCGCUCUCGUUGCUGGGUCAUUCGCUGCUUUGCUUGCUGCUUUCUAAGCAAUGUGCUAGAAGAAUAAGCUGAUUCUUCUCAUCUUCUUUGCUUCUUCAGCCAAAGAACCCUUUAUCUUACAUUUUUUUCUGAAAGCAUAUCACAUGAUAUGCCAACCCAUUAAUUCUCUUUCAAUUCUUCCGGUCAUGUUCAUACUAUGACUGCCGGCAAUUCAUUGCCGUUAUACCUUAUUAUUCUAUUUGAUAUCACGAGUCCAUGCUUACUUUGUCUAUUCAGCCUGUGGCUGCGACACCAAGUCAAUGCUUCCGGGUGAGAGUGUGACAAUGCAAUGAAGAAAUCAAGUCAGCAAACGGAUAUGGCGUGGGAGUCUUUUUCUUUUCGAUACCUUCAUGAUGAUGGUGGCUGGCUUUUUUUAUACCAACAAUUUACCUUUUAUA